Capra hircus (goat) is the source of this 4579-nucleotide messenger RNA. It is a transcript of the gene LRRC4C, whose product is annotated as leucine rich repeat containing 4C. Gene Ontology annotation, molecular function: cell-cell adhesion mediator activity. The record is from RefSeq and is a predicted model, not a curated record. The transcript is spliced from 2 exons. Lineage: Eukaryota; Metazoa; Chordata; Mammalia; Artiodactyla; Bovidae. Gene Ontology annotation, biological process: regulation of axonogenesis; modulation of chemical synaptic transmission; synaptic membrane adhesion. Bases 1944 to 3866 code for a protein of 640 amino acids. Gene Ontology annotation, cellular component: glutamatergic synapse; plasma membrane; postsynaptic density membrane.
AAGAAAGAGGGGAAGAGGGAAGGGGACCGCAGUCUGAGAGGAGAUUUGGGGAGCGGGGACGCAAAGCUUCGGGACGCGGCAUUGGCUUAGAGAAAGGAGCUGCCGCCCUUUAAUAUCGGAGGGGAAAAGAGGGAAGAGAGGAGCGGGCGGGGGAGGCAGAGAGUUCCAGCCGAAGUGGAUGGAAGGGGACUGGGUUUAUGCCGCGCUGGGAGCCGCGAGCCGGGGCGAUGGCGCUAAGGACCGCGCGGAGCAGCUGCGCUCCCGGUAACGCAUCUCUUGGCGGAGGACUAGCCGGCGUCGGGAAGGUCUGCGAGACGAGGGACCAACUUGUGGCUCCAAAAUGUACCCGACGCAGCUGGAAAUGAGAUCAGAGCUGCAGUUUCAUUCGAGAAGGAUGAGAGGAGCCAGCGACUAAGGAUUUUUUUUUUUUUAACCUCCUUCGUUCCAUUUUCUAUCCUCUUUCCUUAUUAUUUUUUUCACUUGCCUCACACCCCCGUGGAGCCCCUUGCUUCGCCCUCCUUAUUUGAAAUAAAAGCCCAAUUUGAACUUCUUUCGUCGCGGCGCCCCUGGAUUCGCAGCCCGCUGAUGGAUGAGAAGGGGACCCGGUGGCUGGCAGGGGCCACCGGCGAGGGACCGCGUCACGCGUCUCCCCCGUGAUCCCAGCCCUGACCGUGGAGUUCUGCUACACCUGGAGAAUCUGGACCGGGUGCCGGGGGUGGGGGCGGGGACAGAGGAAGCGCAAGCCACCCUGAGCCUUUAAAAAAAAGAAGACGACGAAGUAGCUGGGGGAAGGAAUGGGUUUCUUCUUGACAGCUGACGGAGCCUUGAAAUUUUCCUCCACUACCUCCGCCCCUACCCCCGCCCCCGCCCCCCGCACUCCAUUUAACGUGAGAUUAUGAAAUUGCAGAGGCGGUGGAGGGAAGGAGACAGGAUAUAACAGAGAGUUUGGAGGGAGAGGGGAAGGUGGCUGGCCGGGUGGCUGAAAUCAAAAAUCCAAUUGCGCACUGGGUUGUGAUGAGAAAUCUAAUCAGAUCUUUGGAGACGGGGCCGGCCGGAAGGGUGGCGAGUGGGGGGAGUUGAGCCCCAAUUUCUUCUUCGAGGUGGGGGCUGGGGAGAGGAAUCGGCGAUGUAAAACGAGACUUUUUUUUUUUUUUUUUUUUGGUGGCGGUGGCGGUUGGGUGCGUUGCAAAAAUGAAGGAUGCGGGACGCAGCUAUCUCUUGGAACCGAACGCAGUGGAUAAACUGAUUGUGCAAGACAGAAGGAAGAAUGAAGCUUUUUCUUGUGAGACCUGGAUCUUAACACACAUGUGUAUAUGUGCACACAGGGAGCAUUGAAAAAUGAAAUAAACCAGUGUCAGACCCGCGGGGGUUGAUGUAUUCUGACAUAAAUAAUUAACCAUAAAAACAGCGACCCCCCCCCUCCCCAAAAGGAUGAUUGGAAAUGGAGAACCGUGGAUUCACAAAGAAAAGUAUGUGCUUUUUUUUUUUUUUUUUUUUUCUAUAAAGGAGAAAGUAAGCCAAGAAAAUAUUUUUGGAAUGAAAAGUUUGGGGCUUUUUUAGGAAAGUAAAGACUUGAUAUGGUGGUGUUUUCUUUUUGAAUUUCCCACAAGAGGAAAGGGAAUUAAUAAUACAUCUGCAAAGAAAUUUCGGAGAAGAAAAGUUGACCGCGGCAGAAUGAGGCAUUGAUUGGGGGAGAAAAGCCAGCAGAGGACAGUUGGAUUUGUGCCUAUGUUGACUAAAAUUGACGGAUAAUUGCAGUUGGAUUUUUCUUCAUCAACCUCCUUUCUCCCCUCUACCCCCCAUUUUUUUUUUCUUUUUGGUGUCAAGAUCAUGCGUUUUUCCGCUUGUUCUUAACCACCUGGAUAUCCAUCCGGAUGUUGCUGUGAUCAGUCUGAAAUACAAUUAUUUGAACUCCAGAAGGACCAACACCAGAUAAAUUAUGAAUGUUGAACAAGAUGACCUUACAUCCACAGCAGAUAAUGAUAGGUCCUAGGUUUAACAGGGCCUUAUUUGACCCCCUGCUUGUGGUGCUGCUGGCUCUUCAACUUCUUGUGGUGGCUGGUCUGGUGCGGGCUCAAACCUGCCCUUCCGUCUGCUCCUGCAGCAACCAGUUCAGCAAGGUGAUUUGUGUUCGGAAAAACCUACGUGAUGUUCCAGAUGGCAUCUCCACCAACACCCGGCUGCUGAACCUCCAUGAGAACCAAAUCCAGAUCAUCAAAGUGAACAGCUUCAAACACCUGAGGCACCUGGAAAUCCUACAGUUGAGUAGGAAUCAUAUCAGAACAAUUGAAAUCGGGGCCUUCAAUGGUCUGGCAAACCUCAACACGCUGGAACUCUUCGACAAUCGUCUUACGACCAUCCCGAAUGGAGCUUUUGUAUAUUUGUCUAAACUGAAGGAGCUCUGGUUGCGAAACAACCCCAUCGAAAGCAUCCCUUCUUAUGCUUUUAACAGAAUCCCUUCUUUGCGCCGGCUAGACUUAGGGGAAUUGAAAAGGCUUUCAUACAUCUCAGAAGGUGCCUUUGAAGGUCUGUCUAACUUGAGGUAUCUGAACCUUGCCAUGUGCAACCUCCGAGAAAUCCCUAACCUCACGCCGCUCAUAAAACUAGAUGAGCUGGAUCUUUCUGGGAAUCAUCUGUCUGCCAUCAGGCCUGGCUCUUUCCAGGGGUUGAUGCACCUUCAGAAACUGUGGAUGAUACAGUCCCAGAUUCAAGUGAUUGAACGGAAUGCCUUUGAUAACCUUCAGUCACUGGUGGAGAUCAACCUGGCACACAACAAUCUGACAUUACUGCCUCAUGACCUCUUCACACCCUUGCAUCAUCUAGAGCGGAUACACUUACAUCACAACCCCUGGAACUGUAACUGUGACAUCCUGUGGCUCAGCUGGUGGAUAAAAGACAUGGCCCCCUCCAAUACAGCUUGCUGUGCCCGGUGUAACACCCCUCCCAAUCUGAAAGGGAGGUACAUUGGGGAGCUUGACCAGAAUUAUUUCACAUGCUAUGCUCCUGUCAUUGUGGAGCCCCCAGCAGACCUCAAUGUCACUGAAGGCAUGGCAGCUGAGCUGAAAUGCCGGGCCUCCACGUCCCUAACUUCCGUAUCUUGGAUUACUCCAAACGGAACAGUCAUGACACAUGGGGCAUAUAAAGUGCGGAUAGCUGUGCUCAGCGAUGGCACGUUAAACUUCACGAAUGUAACCAUGCAAGAUACAGGCAUGUACACAUGUAUGGUGAGUAAUUCUGUGGGAAAUACCACCGCUUCAGCCACCCUGAAUGUUACUGCAGCAACCACUACUCCCUUCUCUUACUUUUCAACUGUCACGGUAGAGACUAUGGAACCUUCUCAGGAUGAGGCACGGACCACAGAUAACAAUGUGGGUCCCACUCCGGUGAUCGACUGGGAGACCACUAACGUGACCACCUCCCUCACGCCACAGAGCACAAGGUCGACAGAAAAGACAUUCACCAUCCCUGUGACUGAUAUAAACAGUGGGAUCCCAGGAAUUGAUGAGGUCAUGAAGACUACCAAAAUCAUCAUUGGCUGUUUCGUGGCCAUCACACUCAUGGCUGCAGUGAUGCUGGUCAUUUUCUACAAGAUGAGGAAGCAGCAUCAUCGGCAAAACCAUCAUGCCCCAACGAGGACUGUUGAAAUUAUUAAUGUGGAUGAUGAGAUUACAGGAGACACGCCCAUGGAAAGCCACCUGCCCAUGCCUGCAAUUGAGCAUGAGCACCUCAAUCACUAUAACUCUUACAAAUCUCCUUUCAACCACACAACAACAGUUAACACAAUAAAUUCAAUACACAGUUCAGUGCAUGAACCGUUAUUGAUCCGGAUGAACUCUAAAGACAAUGUCCAAGAGACUCAAAUCUAAAACACUGACAGUUACGGAAAACAAACAAUCAAAAAAAAAAAAAGACAGUUUAUUAAAAAUGACACAAAUGACUGGGCUAAAUCUACUGUUUCAAAAAAGUGUCUUUACAAAAAAAAAAACAAAAAAGAAAAGAUUUAUUUAUUAAAAAUUCUAUUGUGAUCUAAAGCAGACAAAAUUAUGUGUAUUCCUCAGAACCUGUUUUUGCUGCACUUAUUUACUAUUUCCCACAUUUCGUCCCUGCCUUCCCUAUCGCCAUAUUUUUCACAGGAGAUCUCAAUUCCCUAAAGAACCGGUCUAGGAAAUUUUGUAAGAAUUCUGUUAUACUUUGAGAUUUUUAUGGUGAAUUCUAGUGGUGAGAUCCAGUCUAUUUUGUCCUUCUUUUUUUUUUCCUUCUCUUUCUCUCUUUCUUUUCUUUCCUCCCCCUCAUGCCCUUAUGAAGUAGUCCAAUGGGGAAUGCAAUAUUAGAAAUAGAUUUUUAAGAGAGAACAAGGAAAAAAUGCAAGAUCUUAUAUUUUUCAUGUAAUGAUCUGUUCUGUAUUUAUGAGGAGGACCAUUCAAUGGGAAAGAAAAAAAAAAAAAAGGAAGCAAGCAACAGAUUAAUUUACAUAUGAGCAUCUAUAAAACCCAUGAUCUUUUAAACAAAUCUAGAAUCUGAUUUGUAGUUCAAAAACUAAAAAUAAGAUUAUAAAUAAAAUAUUGUUGGUUUUUCUGUA